CUCCCUCCUUUUUUUCCUCCCUCCCCUCACAGUCUCUCCCUUAAUCCCAUUUGCCAUUGUACAUGCCCAAUCGCCUAUACUUUCCGCAUUUAACUUGGAUGACAUUUUUAUUUCAUCAUUAGCAUCAGACACCAGACUGACUGACACGCUGGGACGCAAAGAGGUUUUUUCCCCCCCCGAUUCUGACGGAAACACUCCGGGAUGAGACAUGCCCCUGAUUGUCUUUUUGAGACACGCAUCAGCGCUUUAUUUCAUUAUUUCAGCCGCCGAGUUGUAAGUGUGUUUUGACGAAGCUCUACGGGGUAAAGUCGAGUUAGAAAAACAGGAACUUCAAGCACCAGGGAUAUCCAGUGUUUGUAAGUCAGUAUUUUUUUCCUUCCCCUCCACUCCCCUCCUCUGCUUCUACUAAAAUUUCCUGGACAUCCACGUUCAGAUCAAAGCUGCAGCGAUGCCAGAGACUACGCAAGAGACGUGCGCUCCGGCCAAGGAUUCCCCUUUCUUCAUUAAGAACCUACUGAACUGUGACACCAAGCCGUCUAAACCCAAACCACCGCUUGUUGUCUCUGCUAAGGCGGCCCUAGAAGGAGGAUUUUCCCUUUCCCAGGUCGGGGAAUUCAACUUUCCCCGCUUUGAGGUGCCUGCGCAGAGAUUCACUCUGCCGGCGCACUACCUGGAGCGCACCUCGGCUUGGUGGUACCCCUAUACUCUCAGCUCAGCGGCUCAUCUGCACAGAACUGAAGGUAUCGAGAAACCAGGAGCAAGAGAUUCUUCUCCAACCUCUGGCACGGACAGAGACUCCCCGGACCUGGUGCUCAAAUCCGAACCGGACACCAAAGACGACGAAGAUGAGGAGGAAGAUGAGCACAGCAACAACAAAAGCAGCGACGAGAUCAUCCUGGAGGAAAGCGACACGGAGGAGGCCAAGAAGGACGAACUCGAGGAGUGGAAGAAGCGCGACGAGGACAAGAAGCCCUGUCGCAAGAAGAAGACGCGCACGGUGUUCUCCCGAAGCCAGGUGUUUCAGCUGGAGUCCACCUUCGACAUGAAGCGCUACCUGAGCAGCUCGGAGCGCGCGGGUCUGGCCGCCUCCCUGCACCUGACUGAAACCCAAGUAAAGAUCUGGUUUCAGAACCGAAGGAACAAGUGGAAGAGACAACUGGCCGCCGAACUGGAGGCCGCUAACCUCAGCCACGCUGCGGCACAGAGGAUAGUCAGGGUGCCAAUUCUUUACCAUGAAAACUCUGCUUCAGAGGGCGCGGGGGGCGCAGCGGCGAGCGUGCCCGUUAGCCAGCCGCUGCUCACAUUCCCUCAUCCGGGGGUCUAUUAUUCCCAUCCCAUCGUCACAUCUGUGCCGCUGCUCAGACCGGUUUGAAAGGCGUCGCAAAGUUUUGAUGAAUGAUCUUAUCCUAACAAUAAAAAAGACAAUAUUUUUCUACAAGUCUGACACUGAAAAACAAAGAGAAAAACUCUGACUUUCACUGUCAGGCAAAGCCUGACUUGGGGUAAUUGUGUCAUUUCCCAUAAGGUUGUUUAUUAUUAUUACUGUUAUUAUUAUUAAUAUUAUUUACAUCUCAGGAGUCUGUCCACUGCUUAAAUAGUGUAUUUUCUUUUUCUUGUUUUAAACCGUGAUUGUUGCUGGAAAUACCAGUUCUGUGCGAUGCAAAAAAAGAAAGACAAAAACUUGUUUACAUAAAAGUGGCGACCAACUUAUCACCAAUUUGAUUUUUUUUUAUUUCCUUUUUCCACAGCUACAGAAUGAAUUCACUAAAUGUGAAGUAAGUGUUUUAUAUGUUUUUCUUCUUUUUGUUAAGCGUUUGACGGGGGACAAUCAAGACACUCUAGCUGUAAAAAUACCCACGUAGCUUUCUGUUUUUAAGGAGCCUUUCAAACACUCCCUCCACACAGACAGAUAUCUUAAGCACAAUUCUCGAAAAGAAAGUUUGUUUUUGUUUUUUAAACGGGGGAUUUAAAAAAAUGCUGUAAAAGAUUUCACUGAUGUAAAAAAAAUGUAAAUGUAUAUAUUUAAAGAGGCGCAGGAGAAGAAAUUUCCUUACAAGCUUCUCGUUUGUACAGCAAAAAAGAAAACAAAAACAAAAAAACAAAACAAAAAAAUAAUAAUAAUAACAAAAACGACGUUUUGAUAUUGUAUUGCUGGAUCAUAUUGUGAAAUAAACUGAAAAUAUCCCUUA
This is a messenger RNA of Cyprinodon tularosa, 2189 nucleotides long. It is a transcript of the gene hmx3a, whose product is annotated as H6 family homeobox 3a. The transcript has 2 exons. NCBI's taxonomy places the organism in Eukaryota, Metazoa, Chordata, Actinopteri, Cyprinodontiformes, Cyprinodontidae. Gene Ontology annotation, cellular component: nucleus. The record is from RefSeq and is a predicted model, not a curated record. The coding region runs from base 449 to 1372 and encodes 307 amino acids. Gene Ontology annotation, molecular function: DNA-binding transcription factor activity, RNA polymerase II-specific; RNA polymerase II transcription regulatory region sequence-specific DNA binding. Gene Ontology annotation, biological process: regulation of transcription by RNA polymerase II.